AAGGAACCAGGGUGAAGAGCAGCUCAUUUUUAAGCUGGAGAGGUUAACAAACACUGGCUGCAGGAUUUACUUUGGUUUAGGAAUACCACUGUCUCACAGGAGUGUCAAUCAAAAUUCCACAGCCAUUCUUCGACACUAGGAGGUGGGACUGACUGAUGUACAGCAGUGAUUUGACCCAGCACUUGGGGCAAACACAACCAGAGUCUUCGGUGUUAAUUCCCUGGUCUUCCCAACUAGCAUUCUGAAAGUGCAUUAACAUUUGUGGCCUUGUGCUCUUUCAUCGGACUUCUAAUGAUAGCUUUCCAAUGAUUAGACGAAUUGAUUCUUUCUGUGACUCAUCAGUUCAUUUCCUGUAAAAUUCAUGUCUUGCUGUUGAUUUGUGAAUAAGAACCAGAGCUUGUAGAAACCACUUUAAUCAUAUCCAGGAGUUUGCAAGAAACAGGUGCUUAACACUAAUUCACCUCCUGAACAAGAAAAAUGGGCUGUGACCGGAACUGUGGGCUCAUCGCUGGGGCUGUCAUUGGUGCUGUCCUGGCUGUGUUUGGAGGUAUUCUAAUGCCAGUUGGAGACCUGCUUAUCCAGAAGACAAUUAAAAAGCAAGUUGUCCUCGAAGAAGGUACAAUUGCCUUUAAAAAUUGGGUUAAAACAGGCACAGAAGUUUACAGACAGUUUUGGAUCUUUGAUGUGCAAAAUCCACAGGAAGUGAUGAUGAACAGCAGCAACAUUCAAGUCAAGCAAAGAGGUCCUUAUACGUACAGAGUUCGUUUUCUAGCCAAGGAAAAUGUAACCCAGGACCCUGAGGACAACACAGUCUCUUUCCUGCAGCCCAAUGGUGCCAUCUUCGAACCUUCACUAUCAGUUGGAACAGAGGCUGACAACUUCACAGUUCUCAAUCUGGCUGUGGCAGCUGCAUCCCAUAUCUAUCAAAAUCAAUUUGUUCAAAUGGUCCUCAAUUCACUUAUUAACAAGUCAAAAUCUUCUAUGUUCCAAGUCAGAACUUUGAGAGAACUGUUAUGGGGCUAUAGGGAUCCAUUUUUGAGUUUGGUUCCGUACCCUGUUACUACCACAGUUGGUCUGUUUUAUCCUUACAACAAUACUGCAGAUGGAGUUUAUAAAGUUUUCAAUGGAAAAGAUAACAUAAGUAAAGUUGCCAUAAUCGACACAUAUAAAGGUAAAAGGAAUCUGUCCUAUUGGGAAAGUCACUGCGACAUGAUUAAUGGUACAGAUGCAGCCUCAUUUCCACCUUUUGUUGAGAAAAGCCAGGUAUUGCAGUUCUUUUCUUCUGAUAUUUGCAGGUCAAUCUAUGCUGUAUUUGAAUCCGACGUUAAUCUGAAAGGAAUCCCUGUGUAUAGAUUUGUUCUUCCAUCCAAGGCCUUUGCCUCUCCAGUUGAAAACCCAGACAACUAUUGUUUCUGCACAGAAAAAAUUAUCUCAAAAAAUUGUACAUCAUAUGGUGUGCUAGACAUCAGCAAAUGCAAAGAAGGGAGACCUGUGUACAUUUCACUUCCUCAUUUUCUGUAUGCAAGUCCUGAUGUUUCAGAACCUAUUGAUGGAUUAAACCCAAAUGAAGAAGAACAUAGGACAUACUUGGAUAUUGAACCUAUAACUGGAUUCACUUUACAAUUUGCAAAACGGCUGCAGGUCAACCUAUUGGUCAAGCCAUCAAAAAAAAUUCAAGUAUUAAAGAAUCUGAAGAGGAACUAUAUUGUGCCUAUUCUUUGGCUUAAUGAGACUGGGACCAUUGGUGAUGAGAAGGCAAACAUGUUCAGAAGUCAAGUAACUGGAAAAAUAAACCUCCUUGGCCUGAUAGAAAUGAUCUUACUCAGUGUUGGUGUGGUGAUGUUUGUUGCUUUUAUGAUUUCAUAUUGUGCAUGCAGAUCGAAAACAAUAAAAUAAACCUGGCUCAAGCACAAACCAAUUUGUGUUGUUCUGAUUCAAUAAUUGGUUUCUGGGUGGCCAAUUCAGAAGAAGAGUGGACAUGCUCAACAAAUCCUAGGCCCUGCAUUCCUGUCAUCCUCAUCCGGGGGAAACACCAUCAUCCCAGUAGCUGCCCUAUUCAACUGCAACAGUCUCCAGGACCAUCAACAUACUGCAUUUCAUGUGCACCAAAUAUUUUGAAAGACAUUUAUAAAUAAUUGGCUUAUGACUCAUAUUUCUCUAUGAAUACCUUCAUACAGCAGGUAUAACUCUUUUCUUUAUGGGCUUAAAUAUUUUGUCACUGAUCCUGCAAAUGGACAUCAUUUUAGCACACUAGCGGUUUAUAUUUUAAGGACCUUCAUUCUCUGUUCUGCACCUCUUCUGGAAAUUGAGUAAAUUUUGCUUUUUUUUUUUUUAACUCAGUUGCAACUUACGCUUGGCAUCUUCAGAAUGCUUUUCUAGCAUUAAGAGAUGUAAAUGAUAAAGGAAUUAUUGUAUGAAAUAUUACAAAGCGUAGACUAUGCAUUGUUAUUCAUUAUAAUAUUUUUUGCUAUCAUAAUCGCCUCAUAAAGACAGGUUUCAGCCAUUAAAAUAUGUUCUUCCUUAAAUUCCUGUGCUUUUUCUAGUUCCUGUUGUCAUAAAAUGUUUAUCCUAAUUUUCUCUCUGAAGUAUAUUUUAUCUGAAUCCACAUUUCUUUAUAAAUCCAUAGUCCUUGCUGAAAUAUGCUUUCUAAAUUUCUACCACUUUGUUCUAGACUAAUUUUUUAAGCUAAUUGGAUGAAGAACAAAAAGACAUUUGGUUUCAUCCUUUACAGCAGUAGGACAAUUGCAAAGGUUUUUCCUUUUUCAUAAGGAGACACAUUAAUAGGUAACUCUGCUUUCUUGAGCAGGGGUUCACUUAUUCUGAAAGCAUUAGUUCUCCUAAAAAGCUCCAGCAUAGAAAGGGAAGACAAACCAAAUUCUAUCUAUCUUGUGUUUUACCCACAGAAGGAUACAGGACAAAGGAAUAGUAACUGGCCUGUUUGGAUACUAAAAUUGAAAAUAACUUUUAGCCUCCUUAUGAUAGCCGCCAGAGUAAAUGUUGAGCAUUACUAUAGAAAAGCCACAAACCAAGAAUCUACCUGUUUGGAAAGAUCUUUUGCAUCUCUGAAGGUGCUUAAAGCAUACUUAGUGCCUUUCCUUUUAACUGGGAAGAUAAAAGUAUCUGUCCAAGAUAUUAAUAUGUAAGAUAACAUUGUAGACAUGUUCUUCUGAUAAUACAAGGUUUAUUCUAUUUGCAUUAGGACAUUUGUGGACAUGUCCAUCUAAUAUAAAGGAAAGUUUUUUAAUCAUUGAGACAUGUAGGGCUGAGUUAUAUAAUGUAGAAACUUCUAAAGAUAAUUGGAUGAGAAUAUACAUAUUGACCUGUAUAUUAUGACUAAUCAUGACUCAGAUCUUAAUACAGGGAUGAUCUCAUAGCAUUUAGAUAUCAGAAAAGGUUUUGACCUAUAUGUCUUCAAUAUUUUUUGAAUACAUGUAUAAUCUUUAUCAUUCCUCAGUGUUUCAUUUCUCAAAUUCUGUAAAAGGAAUAUAAGAGGAAAGACAAUUCAUAUACAAAGACAACGAGAUUAAAAAUAUGCAGUAGGAAAAAUAAUUACUUAAGGGGAGAUUUUUUUACAUGAAAUCUGGGCUUUGGAUGUGUGUGUGUGUGCGUGCACACAUAUGCACUGUGGUGGGAGUGGGGCAAUUUGGGGAAUAUGUUACAUGUGUGACUUUGUUUCGCCCUGGCGAAGUGAAUGUUGUUCAGAAAGGGUAAAUGUUUGGACACUUGCAAUUGCUCGUGGAUGAAUUUGUAUGUUUUAGUCAUAGAAAAAUUGUACCCUUUGAUAGAAGCACAUUUUCUUUCCAAAGUUGGUUAUUAACCACAGAAUUAUAGCAGGUAUUCAUAACUUAAGUUUGAAAAUCAAUAGCAUCUGCAAAUGGAUUAACAGAUUAGAGAAUCAACAGCAUCGGAAAAUAGGUUAAUGCAUAUUGCUUCUAACAAGUGCAUGAAGAAAUAGAAGAAGCUAUGUAGCUUUCAGUUCUGACAGAAAAGGGUGAAGGAGGGUAUCAUUUCAAGAAAAAAAAAUAGCUAUGCACACAAUGGUUAUCUCUGAAAAUAUUUGUAUUAAGAUGUAUAUACAUGUCCAGGCAUGGUGGCUCAUGCCUGUAAUCCCAGCACUUUGGGAGGCAGGUGGAUCACGAGGUCAGGAGAUCAAGACCAUCCUGGCCAACAUGGUGAAACCUCAUCUCUACUAAAAAUACAAAAAUGAGCGGGGUGUGGUGGCCCAUGCCUGUAGUCCCAGCUGCUCGGGAGACUGAGGCAGGAGAAUCUCUUGAGCCUGGGAAGCAGAGGUUGCAGUGAACCGAGAUCGCGUCACUGCACUCCAGCCUGGUGACAGAGCGAGAUUCCAUCUCAAAAAAAAAAAAGUAUGCACGUACAAAUUUCUUAACCUGUUAUCAAUGUCUGAGCUACAUAAUUAUCUUUCUAGUUGGAGUUUGUUUUAGGUGUGUACCAACUGACAUUUCAGUUUUUCUGUUUGAAGUCCAAUGUAUUAGUGACUCUGUGGCUGCUCUCUUCACCUGCCCCUUGUGGCCUGUCUACAAUUCUAAAUGGAUUUUGAACUCAAUGUCGUCGCUUCUGGUUUCCUGCAUAUACCAACAGCAUUACCUAUGACUUUUUUUUUCCUGAGCUAUUUUCACUGAGCUGAGCUAAUGAACUAAAACUGAGUUAUGUUUUAUAUUUGUAUCAAAUACAUAAAAGGAAUACUGCUUUUUCCUUUUGUGGCUCAAAGGUAGCUGCAUUUUAAAAUAUUUGUGAAAAUAAAAACUUUUGUUAUUAGAAAAAUGA
Messenger RNA from Pan troglodytes (chimpanzee), 4785 nucleotides. It is a transcript of the gene CD36, whose product is annotated as CD36 molecule (CD36 blood group). The record is from RefSeq and is a predicted model, not a curated record. The coding region runs from base 478 to 1896 and encodes 472 amino acids. The transcript has 15 exons. Gene Ontology annotation, cellular component: cell surface; caveola; cytoplasm. Gene Ontology annotation, molecular function: scavenger receptor activity; low-density lipoprotein particle binding; low-density lipoprotein particle receptor activity. Gene Ontology annotation, biological process: lipid storage; long-chain fatty acid import into cell; low-density lipoprotein particle clearance. Lineage: Eukaryota; Metazoa; Chordata; Mammalia; Primates; Hominidae.